Messenger RNA from Macaca mulatta (Rhesus monkey), 2214 nucleotides. RefSeq names its product actin related protein 8 (gene ACTR8). The record is from RefSeq and is a predicted model, not a curated record. NCBI's taxonomy places the organism in Eukaryota, Metazoa, Chordata, Mammalia, Primates, Cercopithecidae.
CCAUCUUGACUGUGGGCACCCGGCCGUGCGCCUGCGCGAUGGCCCUUCUGUCCCGGCAGUCGUGGCUGCGGAGCUGAAGCGAGAGGUUGGUGGGUGUUGGCGGCCACGAUGACCCAGGCUGAGAAGGGUGACGCGGAGAACGGGAAGGAGAAAGGCGGAGAGAAGGAGAAGGAGCAGCGGGGCGUGAAGCGGCCCAUCGUGCCCGCGCUGGUGCCGGAGUCGCUGCAGGAGCAAAUCCAGAGCAACUUCAUCAUUGUCAUACAUCCAGGUUCAACAACUUUAAGGAUUGGUCGAGCCACAGACACUCUUCCUGCCAGCAUUCCUCAUGUCAUUGCGCGAAGACACAAACAACAAGGGCAACCCCUAUACAAGGACAGUUGGCUUCUAAGGGAGGGACUAAAUAAACCAGAAAGUAAUGAACAAAGACAAAAUGGCCUUAAAAUGGUGGAUCAAGCAAUAUGGUCUAAAAAGAUGUCCAAUGGUACAAGACGCAUUCCUGUGUCCCCUGAACAGGCACGCUCUUACAAUAAGCAGAUGCGACCUGCAAUUUUAGAUCACUGUUCGGGAAAUAAGUGGACAAACACAUCUCAUCACCCUGAGUAUUUAGUAGGAGAGGAGGCCUUGUAUGUUAAUCCACUGGACUGUUACAAUAUUCACUGGCCUAUCAGAAGAGGUCAGUUAAAUAUUCAUCCAGGCCCUGGGGGCUCUCUUACAGCUGUUCUGGCAGAUAUUGAAGUAAUAUGGUCUCAUGCGAUACAAAAAUACUUGGAAAUCCCACUGAAAGAUUUAAAGUAUUAUAGAUGUAUCUUGUUAAUUCCUGAUAUCUAUAAUAAACAGCAUGUGAAGGAACUAGUGAAUAUGAUACUAAUGAAGAUGGGCUUUUCAGGGAUCGUGGUCCAUCAGGAGUCUGUGUGUGCCACCUAUGGCAGUGGCUUAAGCAGCACGUGUAUUGUAGACGUUGGGGACCAGAAGACAAGCGUAUGCUGUGUGGAGGAUGGGGUGUCUCAUCGGAAUACUCGGCUUUGUCUGGCAUAUGGAGGAUCUGAUGUGUCAAGAUGUUUUUACUGGCUAAUGCAGCGAGCUGGGUUCCCUUACAGAGAAUGCCAGUUAACAAAUAAAAUGGAUUGUCUUCUUCUGCAACACCUUAAAGAAACUUUUUGUCAUUUAGAUCAGGACAUCUCUGGGCUUCAGGACCAUGAGUUUCAGAUUCGACAUCCUGAUUCUCCUGCCCUGCUUUACCAGUUUCGAUUAGGAGAUGAAAAACUCCAGGCUCCAAUGGCUUUAUUCUACCCCGCAACUUUUGGAAUUGUUGGACAGAAAAUGACGACUUUGCAGCACAGAUCUCAGGGCGAUCCUGAGGAUCCUCACGAUGAACAUUACCUGCUGGCCACACAGAGCAAACAAGAACAGUCUGCAAAAGCUACUGCUGACCGAAAGUCUGCAUCCAAACCUAUUGGAUUUGAAGGAGAUCUUCGUGGCCAGUCCUCUGAUCUUCCAGAAAGACUCCAUUCCCAAGAAGUAGAUUUGGGGUCCUCACAGGGAGAUGGCCUGAUGGCUGGCAACGAUUCCGAGGAGGCCCUCACUGCACUGAUGUCCAGGAAGACUGCCAUCUCGCUGUUUGAAGGGAAAGCCCUGGGCCUGGAUAAAGCCAUCCUUCAUAGCAUAGACUGCUGUUCAUCCGAUGAUACCAAAAAGAAGAUGUACAGCUCCAUCCUAGUGGUGGGAGGUGGUUUGAUGUUUCAUAAAGCUCAAGAAUUUCUGCAGCACAGAAUUCUCAACAAAAUGCCACCAUCGUUCAGGCGAAUUAUUGAAAAUGUGGAUGUGAUCACAAGGCCUAAGGACAUGGACCCCCGACUGAUUGCAUGGAAAGGAGGGGCAGUGUUGGCUUGUUUGGAUACAACACAGGAACUGUGGAUUUAUCAGCGAGAGUGGCAGCGCUUUGGUGUCCGCAUGUUACGAGAGCGGGCUGCGUUUGUGUGGUGAAUGGGGAGGAAAUGUCACUGCUGAAGACCAAAAACAAGCUUCUUGGUAUAAAAGACUCUUACAGAAUAUAUGUAUUGUAAUUUAUUGGCCUAGAUGCUUAAGUGUCAUGGACAGUAAAUGAAUUUGAACUUUAUGUUGAGGACAUGAUACUGGUUUGAAAUUAUAAACUGCUUUUGAGCAGUUUGGUCAGGGCAUUUGAGAAUAAAUAGGAACUUACUCUUCAGUUGUAAA